Messenger RNA from Phymastichus coffea, 6039 nucleotides. RefSeq names its product cadherin-89D (gene Cad89D). NCBI's taxonomy places the organism in Eukaryota, Metazoa, Arthropoda, Insecta, Hymenoptera, Eulophidae. Gene Ontology annotation, molecular function: calcium ion binding. Bases 1 to 6039 code for a protein of 2012 amino acids. The transcript has 26 exons. Gene Ontology annotation, cellular component: plasma membrane. The record is from RefSeq and is a predicted model, not a curated record. Gene Ontology annotation, biological process: homophilic cell-cell adhesion.
AUGCAAAAAAUGCUCAAUGGAGGUCAAUGGAGCGUUAAAGAUCACCAUGAAUUUGACUAUAUGGAGAAACAACAACAUAUCAGUUACGGAAAAUCUGGAUGCCAAUUUUAUCCUGCCGGAGAAUACUUGAAGUUCGUGAGGCUUCCGGAAAGCUUAGAAGUAGGAUCGGACGUAGUAACUUUGGAGGUUCACCCGAGGAGCAACCUCAACAUUAUGCCAGUGGACAGGGAAGAAGACUCGAAGUACUUCGCUUACAAGGACGUAAACAAAACGCACGUGUCGGUGGUGUUGGCUCAGUCGCUGGAGGAUCUGGUGGACGCGGACGCGCCUCGUAAUCUGUUAAAGUUUCGCUUGAGCUGCGAUUACUCGGACGGCACCAACUCGCUGGUCUCGUCGCACUUGUCUGUGACAGUCUAUGUGGAGGACGUUAAUGAUCACGCGCCACAAUUUGUCGAUGCCCCAUAUCACGUUACCGUCGAUGAGCUUUCUCCUACAGGUCUUACGGUAUUCCGAGGAAUUCACGCUUUUGACAAAGACAAACCAAAUACGCCAAAUAGCGAUGUACAUUAUGCUGUUAUAAAAGGCAACGAAGAAGGAAAGUUUGCUUUAGAAUCAGGACACAGAACUGCUCUAAUUCUGAAAAAGCCGUUAGAUUAUGACGCCGGUGAUCGAGAAUAUAUUCUUGAAAUUACUGCUAGCGAUCGCGGGACACCAGCGAAGAGUGCAAAUACGACGGUCACGAUAAGAGUAGUCGACAACGACGAUCUGGAUCCAAAAUUCACUCAGGACGUUUAUCACACGCAGAUCUUCGAGUUCUACCCUGUGCCGAGCGGAGGGGUUCACAAGGAAAUCGAAUUCGCGACGCCUGUACGGGCGAUAGACCAGGACCGCGACAUCGACGUUCCGGUGCGCUACGACAUAAUAUCCGGCAACGAGCGUGGGCUGUUCCAUCUGGAUCCGCGCAACGGCACACUCUUCCUCGAGCGCGCGAUCGACCUCGACGCAGAGCGCAAUUUGGCCCGCAACACGUUCGUUCUGCAAGUUCACGCCAGUCAGAUUGACAAUCCGCUGAAGCUCGCCGUUGCCAGAGUGGAGAUUCAAGUUCUCGAUCUCAACGACAACUUGCCCGAAUUCGAAGUCGACUUUUACAACAUCAGUAUCGUCGAGAACCUCCCCAAUGGGUUUAGCGUGCUGCAGGUGAUAGCGUACGACCGCGACGAAGGAGAGAACAACGAGUUCCGCUACGAGCUGAGCGAUCCAUCGGGCGCGUUCUCGGUGGAUCCGCUGACGGGCUGGCUGACGGUGCAGGACCAGAGCGUCCUCGACCGGGAGAGCAAGUCCUUCCUACAGAUGAAGGUGUUGGCAGUGGAGAAGCAGCCGAGCGUGGUCAAGCCCUUCAACGGCUCGUCGUCCGUCGAUGUGGAGGUCACUCUGCUCGACGCCAACGACAACAAUCCCGUCUUCGUGCCCGCCAAUUUGCUCGAGCUCGUGGCACACAGCGACUUUGCAGUCGGCACCAUUGUCGGACAGGUGCACGCGGUGGACAAAGACCAGGGUACGAACGGACUGGUACGCUACCGGUUGCAGCGUCCAGGAAAUUUUAGUGGGACAAUGCCAUUCGCGGUGAACCCCGAGACCGGAGUGAUCACAGUCUCCGAGAGCCCGAUCACCGUGGGCCGGCACGCCAUCUUCGUCGAGGCUUUCGAUCAACCAGCCAACCCCAGCGAGAGGCGCUCCUCCCUCGCUGUCGUCACUGUAGACGUUUUCCAGCCAGACGGCAAAGGAUCCAAGGCCCCGGAUUUCAUAGGAGCGCCUUACGAGUUCUGGGUCGGGGCGAACGUGCCGGUGGGCACUAGCGUCGGCCAGAUCAGAACGAACGAGGCCGUGCAGGGUAACGAUAUAAUCUACGAUCUGCUGCACAGCUACCACGAGGGAGUGCCGUUCGCCGUGGAGGAGCGCUCGGGUACGAUAACAGUGGUCGACGAGAUCGACCGUUACAAGCAAUCGUCCUAUGACUUCGAGGCUGUGGUAACGAACGAGAAGAGUCUGAGCCUCGUGACCAACGUUUCCAUUCACGUGGUCAAUCCCAACGACGACAGCGGCAUUUUCAGCAAAGGAAGGACGAAGGCGCCGCUGGUUUUUCACGUGCGAGAGAAUGCCGCUGGGGCGUUUAUCGGACAAGUAGUGCCAGUCAACGCCAGCAGCAGCACACUCAAAAACUUGCGUUUUCUCAUCGCUAAUCAGCAGGACGUUUCCGAGAUUGCCAUCACGGACACCGGAGCUCUCUACACUCCUAGCGGCCUUGACAGGGAGAAGCGACAAAAUUACAGUCUCACAGCCAUUGCCGAGAGUCCACGAGGAGUUGGCGUUUUUCAAGUGCUGGUAAUCGUCGACGACGAGGACGACAACGCGCCAAUAUUUUCAGCGAGUACUUACGAAGGACGCAUCUCUGAAAAUAGUCCGCCUGGCGCGGAGGUGCUCAUGACAAAUCACAUAUCGGCGCGAGAUCCGGAUGAGAGCGCCAACUUCACGUUCAAUCUGAAAGGCGAGGGUAGCCAUCUAUUCCGGAUCGAUCAGCCGACUGGACGGCUCUUUUUCAUCGGUAACUCCUCGGAUUUACUUGAUCGCGAGGAAAAGCCUCUUUACAACCUUGCCAUCGUCGCCGGCGAGGGAAAUAAGAAGUCGUCGAACGUCUCGCUGAGCGUUCGCGUUACCGACGAAAACGACAAUCCGCCGAGCUUCACCCAGAUGGUCAUUCUGCCGGAUCAGGGCAUACGAGUAUCAAAGGACGAUUUAUCGAACGUGCCCGCUCCGACGAAGCUGGCGUCCGGUGGCAUCGAUCACCGAUCGCCGCUGCUGUACGUACCCGAGAACGUGACGAUCGGAGCUCCCAUCGUCCGAUUGCUGGCGCGCGAUCCCGACGAGGCUCGCAAUUCCGAAAUCACCUACGGCAUUAUGUCGGAGAUGGGCUCGAGGACAUUCUUCGACACGAAAUCCAAAUCGAGCGCGACAGUGAAGCGUUACUUCGUCAUGGAUUCGAGAUCCGGUGAGAUUUCGGUGGCCGGCACGCUGCCCGCCGAGACCGACAUCGUGCUCGAGAUUGUCGCCAGCGAUUCGGGUGGACUCACGGAUAACGUCACCAUUCGCAUCCGCGUGUUCGACGUUAACGACCACGCGCCCGUCUUCAAGCAGGACUGGUACUCGUUCGACGUGCCCGAGGGCACCUUCAAGAGGUUCGAAAUCGGCAGAGUGGAGGCCGUCGACGCCGAUUACGGCGACAACGCCAACGUCACUUACGAAAUAAUGCCUGGCAGCUUGGACAAAUCGGCAAAGUUCGAGAUAGCCAGGUAUCGAGGGUCACUGCUGGUCACUGGCAGCCUCGACAGGGAAACGCGCGGGCUGUACAAUUUCAAAGUGGUUGCCCGUGAUAACGGCACGGUUCGCAUGUCGUCGAGCGCCGAAGUGGAAAUACACGUGCAGGACGUGAACGAUAAUCCGCCAACUUUCUACGGUUACCAAGAACUCGGAAAAUUGCCGAGCUCGCUGGUGGACGUGCAUCGAAAGGACGCCAAGCAGCGAUUAGUUCCGAUUUAUUACGCCUCGCUACCGGAAAACAGCCAAAUGGGCACCUCCGUCAUCAAGAUCCAUGCUAACGACUCGGAUUUCAGCGGCAACGGAAACGGCGUUAUCCUCUACGACCUUCCGCACGUUAGAGGCCACAUGCAGUACUUUGCCAUUGAUAGCAAGGAAGGCCUCGUUACCACUAUCGGCAACCUCGACUACGAGACGCUGAACGUGCACACCGUCACGGUGACGGCCAGCGACUUAGGAUCCCCGAGUCUGACGUCCACGGCCCUAUUGAUCGUCAGAGUCUUGGACGUGGACGAAGGCCCGGCCGAGGUGAAAAGGCCAGUGUUCCAGCACAAGUACUACGAAGUGGAAGUCGAGGAAAAUUCAGCCGUCCCGAUGAAGAUUCUCGAUCUCAAUGUAUCGGACGUACACAAAGACGAACAAAUGCGCUACAGUAUCGUGGUGGACGGCAGCGACGUCAGAGAUCAUUUCUCUCUGGAGCCAAAAAAUGGCUCGCUUUAUUUGUUAACGAGCCCAGAUUAUGAAACUAGGCAGAGAUACGAGCUCAAAGUCAGGGUGGACAAAGUGAAGACUGCACGGGGCAUGCCGGUGAUGAUUUAUCCAGUGACGGGCGAGAGGCUCAAUGGACUGGGGCCAAACGAAGCUAAGAUCAUAAUAAAGGUAAAAGACGCGAAUGACAAUGCGCCAAAAUUCAAGACAGACGGCAGGCCAUUUGUGGCAGCUGUGUCCACCUCCGCGCCUUACGGCUACAACGUCAUUAAAGUCGAGGCGGAGGACCCGGAUGAGGGAGCGAAUGGACAAGUGCGCUAUCAGAUUCUAGCCGGCCGGGAGCACUCGGCCGGGGCAGCCAAAUUUGCCAUUGACCCAGUGAGUGGUCAAGUGCAGACGGCAGGCAGCUUCGCCAAAGACGCGGACCGCGUGUUCGGAUUCGAUGUCAAGGCCAUAGACAUGGCGGGUGCCGAAGACGGACGCAGCAGCAUCGCCAACGUCUUUGUCUACGUUCUUGAUGAUAAUAAACAAUUAGUCAUGAUAAUGGGCAUGAAGCCCGUGGAAGUCCAAACGGAACUCGAAAAUAUCACCAGCGCUUUGCAAAAUAUCACCGGAUUGAAUGUUCGAGUUCGAAAGAUAGAACCUCAUCUCGAAAAAAAUCUCGUAGAUGUGUCUUCGAGUGACGUGUAUUUGUACGCUGUCGAUCCAAAUAUGAAUGUCAUGGUGGAUACUGAUACACUCCAAAGUGUUUUCCGAAACAAAAAGUCAGAGAUCAAGCGCGAGUUAGAGCGCUACAAAAUGUUGGACAUCGCCAACGGCAAGCCCCGACGCGCGAAUCAACACUACUUGCUGUCAACUCUCGAGGUUGCAGUCGUCGUGUUGGGCUGCGUGGUCUUCGUCGGUGCCUUGGUCACGGCUCUCUGCAUCACGUGCGUUCGACGAAAUAAACGUCGCGAGCGUUACGGAUCGAGCGUAUUCCACACGAGCGCCCCUCUGGGUUUCGCCUUGGCCGAGCCUGGAGGCAGCGGCGGCACGCUGCAGAAGCCCUCGCUCUUUCCCUCUUACGUCGGAGGACUUCAUCAUUACGACCCGGCAGCCUCCUUUUCCGGCGAGAUGCGCCAGCACAGCUUCUGCGAGCACGAGCCCAAUUGCGUCCGCUUUCACAGCUGCAACAAUGUGAACGCGGGCAGCGGAGCUGGCGGAAAACGAGCGGGCACAACUCGAGCGGCAGCGGCCUUAGAGACGUCGGCUACCUCGCUACACUCCAGUGGACAGGACUCGGGUAUCGUCACCGGCGGCUUGCGCGCCUGCCACUGCAGCAACUCCUCCACUCCGUCCAGCGGCGAAAGUAGCAAGUCAGUCUUUUACCGGAACUCACAAAAUGGUUACGAAGAUUCGCUGAAAUCUUUGCACCAUCAACAUCGUCAUCACCAUCAACAUCGCAGUCGCGGCCACGACGCUCGGCGUGCCAGUACCAAUCAUUCUAAUAAGAAUGCUAAGGGCAACACAAGUCACAACGAAAAUCCAUCGCAGUUGUCUCACAAACGACAUAGAUUCCAUUCGUUUACAAAUUUGGAGUCGAUAUACCAGCUAGAGCCCGCUAAUAGCAAUCUUCAAUGUGAGAGGCGUUUCCAGACGAUGCUACUUGAUCAAAAACAACGCGUAGGUAACAAUGGAGUAAGUAAUACGAUGGCACUGUAUUCAACGGCGCACCGACGCACAUUUUCCGAAGCAGAGAAUCUGAACAACAUCACGGAGACCGUGAUCCAAGAGCAUCCAAUGCCUCCACGUUCCCUUGGUCCAAUCGGAACUCUACCCACUGCUACCUCGUCUUUUCUACACGGCGGCAAGGGCAAGUUGACGGGGACGGCCGCGGCAGCGGGUGGUCUUGCCACGACACUUCGAAGUGCUGACAGCGAGCGCGUUAUUUACGCCAGACCAAGAAGAAACGUCACGUAA